This is a messenger RNA of Orycteropus afer afer, 1005 nucleotides long. It is a transcript of the gene HSF2BP, whose product is annotated as heat shock transcription factor 2 binding protein. The record is from RefSeq and is a predicted model, not a curated record. NCBI's taxonomy places the organism in Eukaryota, Metazoa, Chordata, Mammalia, Tubulidentata, Orycteropodidae. Bases 1 to 1005 code for a protein of 334 amino acids. The transcript is spliced from 8 exons. Gene Ontology annotation, cellular component: cytosol.
AUGGGUGAGACCUGUAUCGCUGAGGAAGCUUGCCGGCACAUGGGAACUAAAGAAGAAUUUGUUAAAGUCAGAAAGAAGGACCUGGAACGGCUGACAACUGAAGUGAUGCAAAUACGGGACUUCUUACCCAGAAUACUUAAUGGGGAGGUACUGGAAAGCUUCCAGAAGUUAAAGAUUGUAGAGAAAAACCUAGAAAGGAAAGAACAAGAAUUAGAGCAGCUGAGAAUGGAUUGUGAACACUUUAAAGCCCGCCUGGAGACUGUGCAAGCAGAUAGCAUGAAGGAGAAAAAGGAGAAACUGGCUCUUCGACAACAGCUGAACGAGGCAAAGCAGCAACUGCUGCAGCAGGCUGAGUACUGCACGGAAAUGGGGGCAGCAGCGUGCACCCUCCUGUGGGGUGUCUCUAGCAGUGAAGAGGUCGUCAAAGCCAUACUGGGAGGAGAUAAAGCCCUGAAGUUUUUCAACAUCACCGGUCAGACAAUGGAGAGUUUUGUGAAGUCCCUCGAUGGCGAUGUCAAGGAGCUUGAUUCCAAUGAGAACCAGUUUGUUUUUGCUUUGGCUGGGAUUGUAACAAAUGUAGCUGCUAUAGCCUGUGGCCGUGAAUUCUUGGUGAACUCAAGCCGGGUGCUGUUGGAUACAAUACUGCAGCUUCUGGGGGAUUUGAAGCCAGGACAGUGUACCAGACUCAAAGUGCUAAUGCUGAUGUCAUUGUACAAUGUGAGCAUCAAUUUGAAAGGCUUAAAGUACAUCAGUGAGAGUCCAGGAUUCAUCCCUUUGCUGUGGUGGCUUCUUAGUGAUCCAGAUGCUGAAGUAUGCCUUCAUGUGUUGCGUCUGGUCCAGUCUGUGGUUCUGGAACCAGAAGUCUUGUCCAAAUCAGCCUCUGAGUUCCGGAGUUCCCUGCCUCUGCAGCGCAUCCUGGCAAUGUCAAAGAGCCGCAACCCCCACCUCCAGAGCGUGGCCCAGGAGCUCCUGGAAGAUCUGCGGGUUCUGGAGCAUGACACAUAG